Plectropomus leopardus (leopard coralgrouper) is the source of this 1797-nucleotide messenger RNA. RefSeq names its product glutamine amidotransferase class 1 domain containing 1 (gene gatd1). The record is from RefSeq and is a predicted model, not a curated record. Gene Ontology annotation, molecular function: glyoxalase III activity. Lineage: Eukaryota; Metazoa; Chordata; Actinopteri; Perciformes; Serranidae. Gene Ontology annotation, cellular component: cytoplasm.
CUGAUUUUUUUUUAGCUUUGUUAAAUAUCACCAAAUGAGUCAUAUCAUGAAUUGUAAAAGGUUUUGUUAGGUAUUUUGAUGCCCCCAUUACUCACACAGUUCUGGGUGCUGUGAAGUCAAAUUAUGACGUGAUGAAUGUGUGCAGAAUACACACAGGACAGAUGCUGUGAGGCUGCUGGGCAGCACUGCUCUUUUUCUGCAAAAUGCCAUUGCAUGCUUUAAAUAUAUUUCCUUUUAUGUUAAGAUUAUCAUGUGCAGAUAAACUUGUCACCAAAACAAACGUUACAAAGAGCAGAGAAAUGUAAGCAUGCUGUGGCUACAUUUGCAAUCAGUAUUGUUGUUUAUAUAGCUUUUUUUAUGCAUCACAGUGUUUAACAAAAUAAUAAUUAUAAAUAUAUAAUACAUAUAUAUUGCUCUUGAAAUGCAAAAUGAUAUGCUUCCCAUUAUUUUUUUCCAGUGACUUUCUUAUAUAUACUGUUUUUCCCCCCAUGCCUUUUACAGUGAACUUUAUUUUGAAAUCUUUCAGCGGAUGUUGUUGUCAGCUGACAGCACUUCCUCCUCGCGGGUUGCUCCUGCAUGAUUUCACCCUCAAUUGUCUUCUUAUUCAUUUCAAACAAGUUAAAAAUAUUUCAUGUGGAGGGAAGACGGAGAUAUAUAAAAUGUCUGCGAAGCCGACUUGUUUGAUUGUGGCGAGCGCUUCUCCUCAAGGAGUGUCAGCAGCGUCUUUCCAUCAGUGCUUCAGCCUCUGCACGUCAGUGUUCAACCUCCAGACUGCUACACCAGGGGGGAAGCCAAUAGACUUUGUCGGAGUUGAUGAAAGCACUGCUAGAUGGGUGCAGGACUUCAACGUGAAACCCUACGCAACACCUGCCAAACUUGAAUCCAUAGAUGGUGCUCGAUAUCAGGCGUUACUCAUCCCGGACUGCCCCGGAGCGCUGAAUGACCUGGCACACAGCGGCUCUCUGCACCGCAUUCUCACACACUUCAUCUCUCAUCAAAAACCUGUUUGUGCAGUGGGACAAGGAGUGUCUGCGCUGUGUUGUGCGACUGAAGGACAGAGGUGGAUCUUCAGCGGCUACAGUUUAACAGGGCCGUCAGUGUUUGAACUGGUGCGGAGGCCUGACUUUGCCAAUCUGCCGCUGGUCGUGGAAGACUUUGUGAAAGACAGUGGUGGAUCGUACACAGCGAGUCAAGAAGAUGCUGUGCACGUCGUCAUAGACAGACACUUGAUCACUGGUCAAAACAUGCAGUCAACCUCACUUGCUGUAAAUAAUCUAAUCCUGCUCUCCAGUGCCAAAUAAAAAUACAACAUCAGGCAAACUCAAAUUCAACUGCUGAAUUGUUCCACAUUUAUAUUCAUGUAAUUAAACAAACAUUGAUCUCAGACAAAUAUUGGAAGAUACUGGUCAGAACAGAUGUUUGGCAACACUGUAAAUACAACCUCGUUACUUGUCAAUGCUGUUGUUAUAAAUCUAGCAAAAGCCACACAAUCAUAUGUCUUGAUUUGAAAAUCAAAAAAAAAAAAAAAAAUAGGAAAAGCAGAUUUUCAAAGUCAAAGUAUGAUGCAUCUUCACAGUGGACAAUGGAGAGCCACACAGCAACAGAUUUCUGGAUUUGGACUGAAGAUGGGCUGCAGAUGUCUGUGGCGAGUGAAUAAGAGAAAACCCUUCAUUUAAACUCUAUACAUAUCGAUAAUCAUGCACCCUCUGAUGUUAAAUCACUGCACUCUUGACUGAACUGUACAAAUUUUUCAACAAUACCGUCAAUGAAAAGGAAUAAACGAACCGAAGUACCUAG